This is a messenger RNA of Dichomitus squalens LYAD-421 SS1, 512 nucleotides long. RefSeq lists its product as uncharacterized. Lineage: Eukaryota; Fungi; Basidiomycota; Agaricomycetes; Polyporales; Polyporaceae. The annotation marks the transcript as partial. The record is from RefSeq and is a predicted model, not a curated record. The transcript has 2 exons.
GCUUCUCUGUCUGUUGACAAGAUAGGGUUCAUUUAUCGGGCCAUGGGGGUAUACCUUUCACAUCAAGGCAUUCAUGCGCAGCCUGAAAACACAGACUGCGCGAACAUGAACAAGAGCGACGAGACAUACUACCGAUUAAACACAGUCGGACAUUCCCGACACGGAAAUCACUUCAAUAUACCUCAUAGUGCCUACCUCCCUCACAAUACACAAGUGGGAAUACGUGUUUCGAGACAGCCUCGCUUUCGUCGGUGUCUUGCCGUACCGUGUAACGCCAUUGCGAAAUGCUGCAGCCGGCUUCUGACCGAGCGGACGUCUAGUUUCUAUGCUUGGAUUUCCCCUCCAACACGGCGUCUCACCCGCCGUAUAGGGACUAGUGUCUACCAAUAAGGCGUAUUCCAUUCUCUGCCGCGACUACGGUGCCGGCGUGCAUCAGUCUCGUGGCUAUGGGCGUUCGGCGGGGAGUCUAUGCCGUUUGACGGUGGACCCUUAUUCUCCUCAGCAGAGACGCC